UGCAUUAUCCUGUUCCCUAUAUUCUUUCACCGCGGGGUCUGGGAAGAACAGUGUUGGUUUUACGCAAACCGUGUAUCAGGUAAACUACAGCUGGGAGACCAUCGCCCUGGAUCGUCCUGCACAAAACAUCUUGCACCGCGCAACAAUAAGCACCUUUGUGAAAUGGGCGUUGACGGAGAAAGCAGGGAGCAGUUGGACACCAAACUCAAUUGAAAGAGUUCCUCCUCGUAGCCUCACUCAGGGACACUUGUCACUUCCACACCGCAGUUAUAGAGUUCUACCUCGUGAUGCGUAAAUGGAUUCAUGUUUGGUUUUGUCCGGUGUAUUUCUGCAGGGCAGAGAGUAUAAAGUUGACGGAGUUAAACUCAUCACAUGAGCUCCAAAAAAAGCAAACUAGACGUGAAGCACCGAGAGUAACACAAAAGUUAUCUUAUUUCUAGAGUGUUAACUGAGCCUUCUGUUUUUUUUAAACGCCUUAACUCGCAGUGUUCUCGACCCUCUCGCAUCACACCCCCUUGGUUAUUCCGUUUGAAUGCUAGUUAAAAAUCUUUAGAAAAUAUUUUUAAAACCAACGUGGCAAGGACGAUGGACCCUGCCUGUGGGAAAGUGGGGACGGCGUCUUUAGUUGCCGGUGGCGGAACCGGUGUGAGUGAGAAGGCGCCCAAACAUCUGUGGAGGCAGCAGAGUCAGGCAGCGCUCUCUCCGCUCCACCACGCGCUGGUAGUGCGCAAGAACGACCGAGUGAGACAAAGAGGCUUUUCGGACACCGAGAGAUACCUCAAACCGAGGAACAUGGACCGGACUUAUGCAGUGGACACGGGGCACCGACCCGGGCUGAAGAAAUCCCGGAUGUCCUGGCCGUCAUCGUUUCAAGGUCUUCGACGUUUUGAUGUGGACAAUGGCACGUCAUCAGGUCGCAGCCCCCUGGACCCAAUGGCCAGCCCAGGCUCAGGCCUUAUCCUGCAGGCCAAUUUUGUCCACAGCCAACGGAGAGAGUCGUUCCUCUACCGCUCCGACAGCGACUACGAUCUCUCACCAAAGUCUAUGUCCCGAAACUCCUCCAUUGCCAGUGAUAUUCAUGGUGACGAUAUGAUUGUAACUCCAUUUGCACAGGUUCUUGCCAGCUUGAGAACUGUACGAAACAACUUUGGUGCAUUAACUAAUCUACAGCAAGACCGAACAUCCAAUAAGAGAUCACCCAUGUGUAACCCACCACCUAUCACCAAGACCACCUUCACAGAGGAGGCCUACCAGAAACUGGCCACUGAGACCCUGGAGGAGCUGGACUGGUGCCUGGACCAGCUAGAGACACUACAGACAAGACACUCAGUCAGUGAGAUGGCCUCCAACAAGUUCAAGAGGAUGCUGAACAGGGAACUGACUCACCUAUCAGAGAUGAGCCGCUCUGGGAACCAGGUGUCUGAGUUCAUCUCCAACACCUUCAUGGACAAGCAACAUGAAGUGGAGAUGCCAUCCCCUCACACGCAGAAGGAGAAGGAGAAGAAGAACAAGCCUAUGUCUCAGAUCAGCGGGGUAAAAAAGCUGCAACAUUCCUCCAGCCUCACAAACUCCAAUAUCCCUCGCUUUGGAGUCAAGACAGAGACUGAGGAUGAACUCGCAAAGGAGCUGGAACAUGUGAAUAAAUGGGGCCUUAACGUUUUUAAAAUCUCAGAGUUUUCUGUGAAUCGGCCACUGACAGUCAUGAUGCACACAAUAUUCCAGGAGAGAGACUUGUUAAAAACUUUUAAAAUUCCACUUGACACCUUUAUAACGUACCUGAUGACCUUAGAAGACCAUUAUCAUGGCGAUGUGGCCUACCAUAACAACAUUCAUGCUGCUGACGUCACCCAGUCAACUCACGUGCUGCUAUCCACCCCCGCCCUCGAGGCUGUGUUCACAGACCUUGAGAUCCUAGCUGCCAUCUUUGCCAGUGCAAUUCACGAUGUGGACCAUCCUGGAGUCUCCAACCAGUUCCUCAUUAACACCAAUUCAGAGCUAGCACUGAUGUACAAUGACUCAUCGGUGUUGGAGAACCACCACCUAGCAGUUGGUUUCAAACUCCUACAGGAGGAGAAUUGUGACAUCUUCCAAAACCUGACCAAAAAACAAAGACAGUUACUACGAAAGAUGGUCAUUGACAUUGUGCUAGCAACAGACAUGUCUAAGCACAUGAACCUACUGGCUGAUCUGAAAACUAUGGUAGAAACCAAGAAGGUGACCAGCUCCGGUGUCUUGCUGCUGGACAACUAUUCAGAUAGGAUACAGGUUCUUCAGAACAUGGUGCACUGUGCAGACCUCAGCAACCCCACUAAGCCUCUCCAGCUAUACCGGCAGUGGACAGACCGCAUCAUGGAGGAAUUCUUCAGCCAGGGUGACCGAGAGAGGGAGAGGGGCAUGGAGAUCAGCCCCAUGUGUGACAAACACAAUGCUUCAGUAGAAAAGAGCCAGGUUGGUUUUAUAGACUAUAUUGUUCAUCCUUUGUGGGAAACGUGGGCUGACCUGGUCCAUCCGGACGCCCAGGACAUCCUGGACACAUUGGAAGACAACAGGGAGUGGUACCAAAGCACCAUCCCCCAAAGUCCAUCUCCUGCACUGGAUGAGCCUGAGGACGGCACUCGGCCCCCAGGAGGGGACAAGUUCCAAUUUGAGCUCACCCUAGAGGAGGACGGGGAGUCAGACACUGAGAAAGACAGUGGUAGUCAGCCAGAGGAGGAGGAGGAAGAAGAAGAUGAGGAGGAGGAGGAAGAGGAUGAGAACAGCUGUACUGACUCUAAAACACUCUGUACACAGGACUCUGAAUCAACAGAGAUUCCUCUGGAUGAACAGGUGGGGGAGGAUGAGGAAGAGGAGGAAGCAGAAGAGGGGGAUACCCCUUGCUCACAACCAUGUGUAGCGGAGGGAGAUGUAGCGGAGGAGGAGGAAGAGGAGAAAGAGAAAUCCCCCGACACAUAGCAGUUUAUGGAUAGCACCUGAUUAACUGCUCUUCUUAGUAAUGACAGAUGAUAAUUUAUAGAAUAUUUUUUUGGGUUUUGUGGAGUCUGUGUUUUUUAUACAUCUCUAUUGAUGGUUCCAAAGCGUGCGCUGCUCUCCACUUUGGCCGCUCCUCCAGUCAGCUUUGUUCUGACACGCCCACCGGUACUUCAAGUUUUUUUGCACUCAGGAAAACUCCUUUCCAUUCCCAUUUGUACUGAGGUGGUGUGUCUUUAUUUUCCUUCUGCACUCCCCCCCCCUCCCCACUACAAGCUUAAGUUUAGG
Messenger RNA from Monopterus albus (swamp eel), 3255 nucleotides. RefSeq names its product phosphodiesterase 4D, cAMP-specific (gene pde4d). Lineage: Eukaryota; Metazoa; Chordata; Actinopteri; Synbranchiformes; Synbranchidae. The coding region runs from base 586 to 2952 and encodes 788 amino acids. Gene Ontology annotation, molecular function: 3',5'-cyclic-nucleotide phosphodiesterase activity. The transcript is spliced from 15 exons. Gene Ontology annotation, biological process: signal transduction. The record is from RefSeq and is a predicted model, not a curated record.